AUGAUUCCUACAGCUAAUGCAGACGGCUCUACAGCGUGGACAACUGCCACAGGGGCUAAACCGUCCUUGGCCGUUGUAGCAGAUCACUUUUUGUCUAUGGUGGAAUUUGCACAGGUGGUACCCCGGAUGAUAUCCACAUUAGAGGAAUAUGACUGGCCCAUUCAACGAGUAACCAUGUUAGCUCGGUUUUGGGGCACAGUGAUGCUGCACCGUUACUGGAACUCCAUAGACACCAUAGCUCAACGAGCAAUUCUAAUAUAUCAA
Messenger RNA from Suillus plorans, 264 nucleotides. RefSeq lists its product as uncharacterized. The annotation marks the transcript as partial. The record is from RefSeq and is a predicted model, not a curated record. NCBI's taxonomy places the organism in Eukaryota, Fungi, Basidiomycota, Agaricomycetes, Boletales, Suillaceae. The transcript has a single exon.